Molecule: messenger RNA, 2008 nt
Organism: Trematomus bernacchii (emerald rockcod)
Lineage: Eukaryota; Metazoa; Chordata; Actinopteri; Perciformes; Nototheniidae
Gene: slc34a2b
Product: solute carrier family 34 member 2b
Exons: 11
Coding region: 175-1863 (562 amino acids)
Biological process (GO): intracellular phosphate ion homeostasis; sodium-dependent phosphate transport
Cellular component (GO): apical plasma membrane; vesicle; brush border
Molecular function (GO): sodium:phosphate symporter activity
Source: RefSeq, a predicted model, not a curated record
GCUCCAGAUAAAUCCUCCGUCCUCCCUUCUUACUCCACGGUGGAUCUGGUGUCUGAGGACAGAGAGGAGGAUCCCUGGGACCUCCCGGAACUCAAGGACACCGGGGUCAGCUGGUCAGAUCUGGACACUAAGGGGCAGAUCCUGCGGGUGCUGACAGGCGUGCUGAAGGCUGUGAUGCUGCUGGGCUUCCUCUACAUCUUCAUCUGCUCUCUGGACGUGCUCAGCUCCGCCUUCCAGCUGGUGGGGGGUAAGGCAGCAGGUGAUAUCUUCCAGGACAACGUGAUCCUGUCUAACCCCGUGGCGGGGCUGGUAAUCGGGGUGAUGGUCACCGUGUUGGUGCAGAGCUCCAGCACCUCGUCCUCCAUCGUAGUCAGCAUGGUGUCCUCUGGACUGCUGGACGUGCAGUCUGCGGUCCCGAUCAUCAUGGGAGCCAACAUCGGGACGUCGGUCACCAACACCAUCGUGGCCAUGAUGCAGGCCGGAGACCGCAACGAGUUCCGCAGGGCGUUUGCUGGAGCUACGGUGCACGACUUCUUCAACUGGCUCUCUGUUCUGGUCCUCUUGCCGCUGGAAGUUGCCACCGGCGUUCUGUACAAACUCACCAAGAUCAUCAUCGACUCCUUCAACAUCCAAUCAGGAGAGGACGCUCCCGACCUGCUGAACGUCAUCACAGACCCGCUGACGGACUCUAUCAUACAGCUGGAUAAAUCUGUCAUCACUGGGAUCGCCACGGGAGACCCUUCAGCCAGAAACAAGAGUCUGAUCAAAGUGUGGUGCAAGACGGAGAUCAACACGACCUUCUAUAACGUGACGGUGGAGAGCUGCAGCGCCGGGUCCGUGUGCUGGGAGGAGGGGAACCUCACCUGGAGUCAGAUGAACUACUCCUGUAUCGACUACCAGCAGAAAUGUCAACACAUAUUUGCCUACGUGACCCUCCCUGACUUGGCGGUGGGUCUCAUCCUAUUGGCUCUCUCUCUCUUCGUCCUCUGCUCCUGCCUCAUCCUCAUCGUCAAGCUGCUGAACUCCAUGCUGAAGGGCCAGGUGGCCGUGGUCAUCAAGAAGGUGCUCAACACAGACUUCCCCUUCCCCUUCGCCUGGGUCACAGGAUACCUGGCCAUGUUGGUUGGAGCUGGGAUGACCUUCAUCGUGCAGAGCAGCUCCGUCUUCACCUCCGCCAUCACGCCGCUCGUUGGUAUCGGGGUGAUCAGCCUGGAGCGAGCCUACCCUCUGACUCUGGGCUCUAAUAUUGGAACGACCACCACGGCUAUCCUGGCUGCGAUGGCCAGCCCCGGAGAAACGCUCAACAACUCCCUGCAGAUCGCUCUGUGCCACUUCUUCUUCAACAUCAUGGGGAUCAUGCUCUGGUACCCGAUCCCCUUCACGCGUAUUCCCAUCCGUCUGGCCCGCGGCCUGGGGAACCACACGGCUCAGUACCGCUGGUUCGCUGCUGUCUACCUCGUCCUCUGCUUCCUGGUGCUUCCUCUGAGCGUCUUCGGCCUCUCUAUGGCUGGAUGGCAGUUCCUGGUGGGCGUCGGCGUUCCCAUCGUGGCGCUGGUGAUCUUCGGAAUCGUCGUAAACGUGAUGCAGUCGCGAUGUGAACAUUUCUUGCCUCGGAUACUGCAGAGCUGGGAGUUCCUUCCUCGUCCGCUUCACUCCAUGGAGCCGUGGGACGCCGUGGUGCAGUCCAUGUUCAGGUUCUGCGGGCGGAGAUGCUGCUGCUGCUGCAAGUGCUGCCGGACGGAGGAGGAUGAUGAGAAGAUGAUGAAGAGGAGGAACAGCAAGAAGAGUCUGGAGAUGUACGACAAUCACGGCAUGUCGAGUGACGAAGACACGGUGGAGACGGUGAAAGCAACAAAUCUCUAAAACCAGAUCUCUGACGUCCGGCUGAGAGAUGCUUCAGAAUCUCUAAAACCAGAGUUUACCACUUAUUUUUAUAUUUUGUAUUUUAUGUGAGAGGUCGAUGGUUUUAACUUUAAGCAUUUAAAUUUUAAAUAUUUAAUAUAGCGUU